Bolinopsis microptera is the source of this 3192-nucleotide messenger RNA. Its product is annotated as protein O-mannosyl-transferase TMEM260-like. The transcript has 18 exons. The coding region runs from base 224 to 2185 and encodes 653 amino acids. The record is from RefSeq and is a predicted model, not a curated record. Lineage: Eukaryota; Metazoa; Ctenophora; Tentaculata; Lobata; Bolinopsidae.
AUGGGUAGAAGUCGUCUAAAGAACAGCAAACUGGACAGGACGGUCUACAGAAGACACCCAGUCCAGAGCGUCCUUCCAAGCUACCCAGUGGUCCUGAGCAACCCCCUGAUCUGCCAACAACCGCUCUGGACAGAAUCUGUAUUGGCUUCAUCUUCCUCUUCUCCAUGUUUAUAUACCUGUCCACUGUUUACCCUUCACUUCCUGGUGGUGACUCGGAGAGCUUAUGGUAACAGCUAAAGAGUUUGGAGUAGCUCACCCUCCUGGUUACCCUCUCUUUACAAUACUAGCUAAACUAGCGAUAUUGGCUCUGCCAUACGGGUCUACUGCAUUCCGUGUGAACAUCUUAUCUUGUGUCUUGGGUAGCAUAACAAAUGCGCUACUAGGAGCCUGCCUGUUAAGAGCCACUAAGAAUGUGACUGUUGCUCUUAUAAUAUGUGCCAUGACGGGGUUUUCUAGAUUCUUCUGGAUAUGGAGCAUUACAGGUGAGGUAUUCUCGCUCAACAAUGCCCUGUGCAUGGCUAUAAUGUUGGUAAUGUACGACUUCUGCAUUGAGGAGGAUUCAGAGAAGAAGCUUAAGCUGACAUACAUUCUAGCAAUACUGAGCGGGUUUGCGUUAACCAAUCAGCACACAGCAUCUCUUAUCGUUAUUGCUCUUGUAUGCUUUGUAUUGUCGGAUCUGCUUGAUCAUGAGCUGAUCACUACACAGAAUGUAAUCAACCUGACUAUCGCUGGGUUAUCCCCGAUGAUUCUGUACCUACAGUUACCGAUUGCGAGUUAUCUGAGAACAGCGCGGGUAUCCUGGGGUGAUCACCGAACUACGGAGGGUUUCCUGUUCCAUUUCUUCAGAAAGGACUAUGGCACACUCAAAUUGGUUAAGAAUGAAGCGGAUGUUGACAUUUGGAGGAACUAUUCUAUCCUAACAGUUGAUCUUAUGAGAGAGUUGACCAUACCAGUUCUACUACUCGCUCUCUUCGCAACUACAGCAAUGAUAUGGCGGGAGCACGACAGGAAGUUUGUAUGUUUCCUUAAAACCACGUUUGUCCUUUACACUGGUUUCUUCUGCUCCUUCGCUAAUAUCACUGACAUUGAGGGUAUCUACAAAGGAGUGUUGGAGCGGUUUUGGUUGCAGCCCUCUCUGUCCCUGGUACUGAUGGCGGGUAUUGGACUUCAGGAGCUCAUACGACUCGCCAAGAUCAGGAAGACUAUCAUGAUGCCUGUUGCUUUUCUUAUUCUGGCUGCUAGAAUCCACAGCAACUACGGUCUGUGUGACCAAAGUGGGAAUUAUCACGUGGAGGAGUUUGGCCGACACGUGUUAUCUCAACUUCCUAACAACACAAUACUGCUAACUAGUGGCGACCUCAGUACUAACACUUUCAGAUACCUAACGAUAGCGGAGAACGUAAGACCAGAUGUGGAUGUGUUGGAUCUAUCCUUUAUCGGAUCUAGAUGGUUUAUACCUAUCUUGGGACACCACAUGGACACUGUAAAAUUCCCCGGUAUCGGGUACUCGCCUCAAGCGACGUGGAACAGUCGUCUCUACGACUUAGAACAGUUUUUAGACCACAAUCUCGCUUCCAGACCCGUCUUUGUGUGUUUAAAACCCCGGAGUAUAGACACUGUUUCUCUGCGAAAAUACAACGUUCUACCGUACUCCUUCUGUAGUCAGUUUUUACCUAAAGGAGCAGUAGACCCGCUGAUAUACGGUAAGACGAUCCCAACUCCUAACCUAGAUACGUAUCUACCUCCCAGAACGGAAAUAUUCGGGGAACAAACCUGGGAGAACGUGCUUAUACAUGAGUACUGGGAUGCGCUGGUAAAACCAGGGAGGUACCUAUGGGAUGCUGGAGAGAACACGCGGCACGUGGACAAGAAGAAACAGCUUUAUCUGGCAGCUUACGAGUACCUGUUCCGAGCUAAAGAAGUUAUCUCAACUAAAAUUAACGACGGAUCUAUCAGCCCCCUGUCAUGGAACCACACCUCCUAUUUCAGCAAGUACCUAGGAGUACAGUGCAGGCAGCUGUGGGUCCACACCACUGGACGGAGCACUGGAGGUCUGGGAGCCAAGUACGAGGAGUGCCAGAGAAAGCACUUUACUGAUUACAUCGAGAGUGCUGCCAACCUUACCAGGAAAAUUGACAAAGAUUUCGACAACAUUGUUAUGCUGCUUCAAAAUCCAGGGAUGUAAAUGGUAUGUACAUUGUAAAUUGUACAUUUACAUUGUACGUGGACGACAUCCUUCUACCUGUUCACGGUUAACAGCGUAUCUCUAUCACAAUCAAUAUAUUUCAAAUACUUGGAGUGUAAUUUAUGCUCCAUGCUAUGACCCUACGUGCAAAUUUUCAUUGAAUUUUUGUGAAGUUUUCAAUUUUUAAGUUGACUAUAAUUUUUAAGUUAAACUAUAAUUUUAAUAUUCGCAAAUUGAAAUGACACUGUCGUAGUCUGACCAGGUUUUUAUCUGUUUUUAUUUAGUUAUUUUAGCAGUUGUUCUUGCAUGCUGUAGUAAGUUAUUGAAACAAUGUUCAUUUUCCAAUUCAAAUUGUUUUAUUUUAUUGUUAUUUAUUGGUUAUUUAUGAAAUUAAGGUCCUUAUCUUGUUUUCCAUAUUAUCAGAAUUCGAAUUUUUAAUUUUUUGGCUCAACUAUUCCUUUAUUGGCAAACCUUAAUUCUUUGAAAAUAUGGAAUGUCUAUUUGAACGUUAUUAUGAAUUUAUUGUUGAACUGGUCGACUGUUUGUUUUCUCUCUAUGUUUAAUUGUUAUUAAUCAAACUAUUUAUGCGGUAUGCAAGCUACAGUAAAUUGUUGUGAAUUCAAAAUUAUUUGAGCUGGUAUGUAGCGUAAUUGAUUAUGUUCUGAUGUGGAAAAUUUCCAUUUACUUUAUUCUUUUCGGAAAAUACAGAAAUUCAUACAAAUGAUAUGAAUAUACUGAGAAACUUACUUUAUAGGGGUGUAAACAGAAUGAUUAGGAAAUACAACUUAUAGAAGCUCUUCUCUCAUGUCAAAUCUUUGCUAUUAGUAAUGCAAUAUGUAUCCAGCAUUUUUAGUUUUAUUUGAUUCAAGCUGUUCGAAUGGUUGUGUUUAUUUUAUUCUUGUGUAUUCUUGUAAAAAUAAAGCGACUCAAGCGUAUUUUGUAACAGUGCACCCCACACAGUCUUGAUGAAUCUUAUCAGUCAUUGUUUUGUGAAUACCUUUAUUGCU